UCGGUCCUCUCAUGAUCUCACUCAAGAGUUUCUCACUGUUUGACAGCAUUUCAACGGAAAAAGUCUGUCAACAAUUUGCCGUACUUUCCUUUUCGAGAUAAAAGUAUUAAAUGAACGUCUUACGACUAAACUGUCUCACAUAUCUGCAGCAACUUAAAGGAUGAAUUUGCUAGAAAUUAUUUGCUCCAAUGUUAUUGUCCUCAUCCAUCACUGCUUGGAGAAAGUGGAGGGCCGACCCCUGUUCACACAUGAAGAGUCUUAUUAUGAGUACGUACCAGAUAGGCAGCAAUGGUCUGCCGCUAGAACACUCUGCCAUCAGCGUUCAGGAACCCUGGCGGUGGCGUCUAACGCUGAAGAGAUUCAAAACCUGCACAGUUUUCUUCUGUCUUUGAACAUCACUCAGCCUGUAUGGAUAGAAAAAGACGGCAUUUCGCAGAUAAGCGCCCCUCCAGAUAUAUUCAUGCUGGAAUUUCCAGCUCGUCCACACCGAAAAUCGUCUCGCCUUCGCCACAAGUUCCUUAACAUGGAACUGCUUACUGUUUGCGCUCAUCUUCAGUUUAACCGCAAUUGCCACGGACUUUCCACUGUUUUCUCAUACUCCGUAAAGUCGUUCAUUAAUGAGCUUCAACUCCAAGCAAGGAUUUUGGAGAAUGAGCCCAUCCAACUUGCAUUGAUAGUGCACGGAUCAAACACUACUUACGUAAAAGCCUUUCCCAAUGAUGCUUCCUGGAACUUUGUCUGUGCGAGUUGGAUUGGGAACGGGGGGAAGUGGUCCAUCUGGGCGAAUGGAGUAAAGGUGGGUUCUGGGAGUUCUCUUAACGCAUCAGACCAUAUCGGGGGAGAUGGUCUUUUCAUCAUUGGACAGGAGCAGGACACGUUCGGAGGUUACAAAAGCGAUAAGGCGCUCUGUGGGAACAUCACGCAGCUGUACAUGUGGGAUAGUGUUUUGCUCGACAGUGAAAUUCAAAACAUGGGAAAAGAAUGUUCACCCGUUUCUUCUGGGUUGUUCUUCAAAUGGAGGGAAUCUGUCCUGGAAAUAGAGACCUCCCUGCAGACACGAAGGGGGAACUCGCUGUGUCAAGGUAUGAAGAGUCACUCACAUGACCAACUCACCCCUUUGCUGGAUUCAAGUUUUCAUCAUAAUUUGUCUGAUGUCCACAUGUCUAAGAAGGCCUGUGUUACCUUUGACCCUGCAAGUAGGAAAUGGAUCUAUGACUUUUGUACGUCAUCUAGAGGAAGUGUCUGCCUUUUCCACAAAGAGCAGUCGGACAUCUUCGGUUUUCCAGGGACUCCAUUCUUCACUCAAGUCAGCAAUGAGUUACAUUCCAAGCCUGAUACUGACGAUAAAAAUUUAACUUUAUUCCCGGCAAAUGAACUUACUCGAGACAGCUCUCUCCUGAUGACUAUUUUGAGAGUUAUGGACAACAAUGCUGAAAUCAUCACACAUUCUGAUCUUCUGUACCUCAUUAAAACCAUUGAGAAGACAUCAGCCACACAACACAUUGAGAUUGCAUUGAAGCAUCCAACCAUGUUCAUAUCCAUGAUCAGCAAUUGCUUAAAACUAGGAAGCAGACUCAUAGACCCUAAUAUGGCUGACCGUUGGAAGGAUUUGAGAGCACGUGAGAAUCAUAGUGGACUAUUUAGUGUCGUAGAGAGCAUUGACAAACUGCUGUGGACACUGGCGGACGUGCUUUGGGCAGAACGCAAAAGCUUCACAAUGUCAACAAAGAACAUGGAUGUUCAUCUUGAGCCUCGGAGCUUGUCACAGAUGAGCUGCAGUUGUGUGUUUAAGCCCUCAGUCCACAGCAGUCAGUUCAGCAGCUAUGAUGAGAUCCUUAUCCCUGACUCAGAAGUACAGAGAGUCUUCUCUCUGGGCCACAAAGAGGUGAUGUUUAUUCACACUUACUACAGUCACCUAUUAGAAUUGUCCAAACUUGAGGCAAAGACCCUUGACCACCAAAAUACAGACAGUGAAAGUCAUUACACGGGUCAGCUAGCCACAGCAGUGAUAUCAGCAACUGUGCGAGAUGUGUCCAGGGCAGAGAAUGUUCCAGUCUCAGUCCAGUACACCCUGUCCUCUGGGACUAUGGCAGAGUUUCCGAAACGAGUCACGCCUCUCUGUGUCUUUUGGAAUGUCGGUUUUAUGGCUGGUCGUACCAGUGACUGGUCGAAUAAAGGAUGUAGAGUGUUGCCUGGUGCUCCUGAUGUCACUUCCUGUUUUUGCAACCACACCACCAAUUUUGCUGUCCUCAUGAAUUAUAUGGAGCCCGAGUGGACCACAGAGGAGUUAAGCAUUUUGACAAAGUUGACGUUUAUUGGAUCCGGAGCUUCUCUCUGCGCGCUGGUGAUUACCUUGAUGCUGUUCACUGUUUUGGAUAUUCCAAAAUCAGAUCGUACAUCGGUCCACAGGAAUCUUUUUGUAUCAUUGAUCUGUGCCCAGAUUGUCCUUCUCUGCAGUGGUUCUGCGAUUCAUAAUAAGGUGGCCUGCAUGCUUGUGGCAGCUCUGAUGCAUUUGUUCUUCAUGGCAGCGUUCAGCUGGAUGCUGGUCGAGGGCCUGCUGCUCUGGAGCAAAGUAGUCAGCGUUAAUUUGAGCGAGGACCGCCACAUGAAAUACUACUACCUGAUUGGCUGGGGUCUCCCCGCACUGAUAGUCACCAUCACACUAGCCUCAGCCUCUGGGAAAUACUCUGCGGAUGGUCACUGUUGGCUUAGUGUUCAAAACGGAGUCAUAUGGGGUUUUGCCGGCCCGGUCAUCUUCAUAAUAAUGGUGAAUGUCAUGAUUCUUACGCGUGUGGUGGUCAUCACCAUAGGCACAGCCAAAAGAAGGUCUUUGAUGAUGACUUUGAACAGCAGUCCUGAGAAGCAAGUCUCUGAGCAGAUAAAGGCCGCGGUGAAAGCAGUGUUGGUUCUGUUGCCGAUUCUGGGCCUCACCUGGGUCUGUGGAGUCCUGGUGCCAUUCUCUGUAGCUAUAGCUUAUGUCUUCAGCCUCUUAAACUCAUUGCAGGGUCUCUUCAUCUUCCUGAUAUAUGGCGUGUACAACACUGAGGUUCGAAACACACUCAAUAGAAUCAAAGAACGAAGAAAAGCCUUACAUUUUUCGAACUGUGCCAACUCCAGACCUUCCAGUUCAGUGAGCACUUCUCGACAGGGCAGCUCUCCUGUAGCAGGGGCUGCGGAUGGUCACACGGUCAACACCAGCCAUUCAAGCAGCUCUUCCACCCACAGCGACAGCGGCAUUCAGAGUUACAGCAAAACGAGACAUCUGUCACUCCUCUGUGUCCAUGACAACCCGAAUGAAGAGCCCCGAUGUCCUGACACUGGUGUCCAGCUCUCUGGACAGGAGCAUUUAUCGAAACCUAAACACAGCGUGCCGAACGAAUGCAAUCUUAACGUACCCAUGGAAGCAGAGUUAACAUCCUGCCAUUCGCUCAGUUCCUCUCCUCAGCAAAACGGCACCAUGUGUCUUCACUGAAACACUUCUCAUCAUGUGGUUUGGUAAAGCGAAGAUAUUGUUUUCUGUUUUAUUGACCUCAAUGUCAACAGUAUCCUGCAUGUUUUAAUAUGUUGUGCUUAUUUGUAUGUCUCCAAUGCCAGAUUCCGUCAUACAGUUGCAAACUACGAUCUGAAACGGUUUGUUUAACUUUUAAAAUGUCUACUUUCUGAUUGUUUUACCUGAGAUGUCAUGCACAGGUGAUGCAUGGUACAUUAAUUAUUGAAAGCAUGCUGAGACUGUAAGUUCAAUGUUAAUCAUAGGCAGUUCAUUUCUGUUUAGUUUUUCUGCAUAUCACACUAUACCAUUAGAAGAUUUGGACACAUUUGUCUUAAUUGUUUUUUGUAUAUUCAAUUCUUAAAAAGAGUUGGGUCACACUUCAGUAUAGGGGGCAAUUCUCGCUAUUAACAAACCACGAACUACAACUUUUACCCAAUAAAAUCUUAAUUUGUUGCUUAUUAAUAGUUAGUAAGGUAGUUAGGUUCAGGUAUCGGGGUAGGAUUGGGGAUGUAGAGUAUGGUGAUGCAGAAUAUGUGCUUUAUAAGUACUAAUAAACAGCCAAUAUGCCAAUAAUAGGAUUGUUAAUAACAACUAGUUAAUAGUGAGAAUUGCCCCCUAUACCGAAGUGUUACCAACAGUUUAGUUGACCAAUAUGAAUUUUUGCUUUUCUAUGAAUGCUUUUUUUUGAAGAAUCGUCAAUAUAUCAGUUUUGAUCUAAAUGUUGUUGUUUUUCACCACAAAAUGUUUGUGCUUGUGUUAUUUCGUAGUUUUGAUAACAUCGCUAUUCUUCUAAAAUGUGGAAAAUAUAAAUAAUGAAGAUUUGAGACGUGUUCAAACCUUUGACUAAAAUGUAUAUCAGAUUAAGGCUGUAAAGGCAUCAGGUACAUUGGUUUUUAUUUAUGACUUGUAAAUAUAUUCUUCCUUCAAAUAAAACCCCAUGUAGAGGUAC
Molecule: messenger RNA, 4439 nt
Organism: Triplophysa dalaica
Lineage: Eukaryota; Metazoa; Chordata; Actinopteri; Cypriniformes; Nemacheilidae
Product: adhesion G-protein coupled receptor D2
Exons: 25
Coding region: 161-3472 (1103 amino acids)
Biological process (GO): cell surface receptor signaling pathway; adenylate cyclase-activating G protein-coupled receptor signaling pathway
Cellular component (GO): membrane
Molecular function (GO): G protein-coupled receptor activity
Source: RefSeq, a predicted model, not a curated record